GUAAGAUUGUGACACUAAGCUUGCGACUUCCAGGAUAGUCUACCUGUGUUGUACCAGAUUCAACAUGAAACGAGAACUCCUAUUAUUACUCGUAAAGUAGACGACCUUUGAUGGUUUCACAAUUACGCACGCAUUGUAAUAUUAUUAUUUUUGCCUCGGUUGUGCUGCUCAGUACUGUUAUCGUAAACUUUCAAGCGAAGCUUUCGAAUCUUGUACACAAAAACAACUCUCUGUUUUACACGAAAUUGUCCAGUUACAAAUAACUGGUGGCAAUAUUAUCAAGCAAUUGGCACUGCAAACUUGGUUACAAGGAGAAGAAUAUAAUAUAAACAAUGACGAAACCAUCAUCUUUGUGUGUCUUGUUGAUCUUGAGUGCUACAUGUUCUUCAGUCUGGGCCCGCUCGCGAUUGUCUCCACCAGGUUCCAUCGCGGCAUUACAGCAACAGCGUCGCCGGAUGCAGACCAACGGCGACGACAAUGAUGGAAUCCCAUCCCCAGGAAGUGCCUUCGUUUUUGAUCCGCCAAUUCUCACCACGUCAUACGUGGGAGGCGACUGUACCGGAGGUGGGGGUCCGGACACGAUCUUUCCCGGCCAGCUUGCAUCGAUCAAGAACACCGCAUAUGGUGAAUUCUGCAUCGGCGACUUAGUAGACGGACAGAUUGAAUACAGUUUAUUAGAUGAGAUAACGUGUACCCCAUGGGGAAUCUUCGAACGAUACAGUGCGUGCACUGACGAAACCUGCAACAACUGCACGCCCGAAGCCAUCUCCUACUUCCAAUUAGAAGAGAUCCUCAACGAGCCCAAUGGAUACUGUUAUGAUUUGACCUACUCUCGCAACCCAACCUCCUUCGACAGCGAUGAGCUAUUCCGCGUGGGAUACAUGUUCGAGGACAAUGCAGACAUGUCGGCAGCCUCCGAUUAUUGGUCUCUGAUUGGACUCAACUCCUGCAUCGGCACUAUGGUUGUGGAGGAAGCGAUUGACGAUGACGCUGCGCUUGCCGACGACAUAACUUGUCAAUCGAUCCGUGAGUUACAACAUGUAUUGCUUUCUGUUGCGUUCUCUUCAACACGGAAAUGAUGUGUAUUGGCGUAGAGCAAAAACGAGUUGCUGUGGUACAACACCAACAUCAGUUUUGAGGGGAUGGUUUUAUCGUUUUUAAUUGAAAUACUUACAGCUUGUGAUCGAUUGUGCGCCACAUCGUGCCAUUUUUGUCCGUCCUUGUGGCCUCCUCUCACCUAUCUUCUGAUGUAUCGUACAGCUGAUCUCAUCUGCAACACAGCUGGUUACACUGUCCUCUGCGAUCUCUUCACAAAGUGGGCUCCGGAAGUGUACGAGGCAGCGAGCACCGACUAUUACACCCUGUUUGCUCCAUCCGACGUAGCAUUUGAAAAAAUCUCGGGCCCAUUGACCGACGGCUCCUUGUCGGACGAGGAAAUCGGCGCGAUCUUUUCCUACCACGCUACUGAAGGCUUUGUCAUGAUGAAAGAUCUUGUAUGCGGAGAGAAAAUCGAGAUGGCCAUGGCCGGCAACAGCCGCACCAAGUGUACGGACGGUGGUGCAACCAUGUUCCAGAUGGGUGGUGGCAACCGAAGCAACAAUCUCUUCCCCGUCAUCGAUGAUGCAGACAUCAUGGCUUGCAACGGCAUCAUCCAUCUCGUGAGCGAGGUAAUGCUUCCCAACUUUAUACCCGAGGGCUUUGUUUAAGACGAAAGCGAAAACGAACACGCUCAAACAGGAAAAGUCCCAUCAAACCUACAAAUGUGGGUUGAUGGUGAAUGUAAUGAUAUGAUUUUUGUGACUCAUCGAAGUACUUUAAAGAAUAAUUACUAUUUUGAGAA
Pseudo-nitzschia multistriata is the source of this 1840-nucleotide messenger RNA. The record is from the annotation of a GenBank genome assembly. NCBI's taxonomy places the organism in Eukaryota, Bacillariophyta, Bacillariophyceae, Bacillariales, Bacillariaceae.